UCGAGGGGAACCAGAGGACGAGCCAGCUGUGAGAGAGGAAGAAGGACCAGCUACACCAGAUAAACUUCAUUAUCAUCAACGAUGCAGUAUAGGAAGACAUGGAUCAUAGCAGUAUGGAUCGUUUGGUCAUGGGGAAUCUGGGAAACAAAUGCCUCAACUGAAGACCUUGGAUACGCCGUAGAUCGAUAUGAUGAAUCACCAGGGAUAUAUUACGAACAUCUAGGAGAAGUUAACUUGUUUAAUACAGAAUGGAAAACAGUGGUAUACUUAGACAUAAAGGAUACAGACCAAAAAUCAGAUAAAAUAGGAGAAUACAUAGAACACAUAAGCAAAUUAUGCUUGACCACUUCAAUUAGAAAUUGGACAAACUGUAACCGUUUCGAAAACAUAGCGAGAGAUAGACUGAGUCAGAUUAGAGGAAGCGAAAGGUUGUUAAAAGACUUGAUAGGAAGCAAUCCUAGUCACCGUAGGAGACGUCGAGGAGUUUUUAACUUUAUUGGCGAAAUUAGUAAGGUUCUGUUUGGCACAAUGGAUUCGGACGACGCUGAGUACUAUAAUGAACAAAUCAAACGAUUCGAGGAAAACUCGGAGGAUGUAACAGACUUAAUGAAGCAACAAUUAUCGAUUGUCAAGGCUUCGUUGGGAACUUUUAAUGAAACAAUAUCCGAUAUGGAAUAUAAUAAUAACCUUAUCAAAAGAGGAUUGACCGAAUUAAAAACUUAUAUGGAGAAAUUUAUAGGAGAAACCGAAGCUAGACUGGACCUAAUAUCGAUUAAGAUUAAUAUAGAAAGUCACAUUGCUCAAGUUAACAAUGCCUUGAAUGCUAUGCAAAGAAAUCUUGAUUUACUAAUAGAAAGUAUAUUGAAUGCACAGAAAGGAGUGUUGCAACCACAAAUUGUUUCCCCUAGCUUAAUUCUUGAGAGUUUGAAGAAGAGCAUUCCGUAUUUUCCCGAAGGUACACUGACACCAUUUUCCUUAAGCAAAGACUCGAUCAGUAUGAUUUAUAAAUUAUCUGAUGUACAUGUAUACAUAAAUAAGGAUAUAUUAGGGUAUGUAAUAACCCUACCGCUGGUGAAUAAGAGUGUUUUUAAGGCAUUAAAACUAAUACCUCUUCCCAUAGCCAAGGACAAAUUCAAGUUUGUGUACAUUGAGACAGAGAAUUCAAUAUUGUAUGUGGACGAAACUAGACAAUAUUAUUUCACCACCAGCAGAGAGGAACUGGACAAAUGUAAGUUAAUGAAAGCAAGUUCAUUUGUAUGUAAACAGAGUCAACCCCUACUAAAUAGUCACCUGAGAGAAUCUUGUGUAGUAAAAUUGUUACAGCCCAGGAGAACUAUACCUCAGAGUUGUGAUACCCGAUUAGUGUCUAUCACGCACCCGGUGUGGACACAACUGGAGAGGCGAAAUGAGUGGAUAUACUUUAUCCCAUCUAGCGAUAGUGUGACGAUUGUGUGUCCCAACAAGGAACCAGUGGAAGUGUUGCUCACUCACACUGGGAAGCUAGAAAUUCAAGCAGGGUGUAAAGGUUACACAAAAACAGCAUUAUUAUCAACAGUAAAGGAAAUUAAGGUGAACGAUUCCAGAAAGGGAGGAGACCUACUAUCAAAGGUAGACGCCGAAUUUGAAUGCUGUGAACAAUUAGGCUCUCACCUCAACCUGAGCCAUAUAGAUUUAGAUAUGAAAUUCAAACAUAUAGUUAAUCAUGUAGAGGACUUAAAAUUCGCUAGUUUUAAGAUUUCUGAACUGGAAAAGUUAGCCAGAGAGCAUGAAUGGAAGAGCAGGUAUGCUCAGUACCAUAACACGUAUUCAGUGUUAGCAUAUAUUUUUGCUAGUGUAUUGAUGAUAUAUGUACUGUAUAAGCUAGUGAGGUGUGUAUUACCUCGUUUUAAAGCAAACACUGCCCUAAGAGCGAUCGCUGCCUCCACCACAGAACGUUUGGGUCUCACCACAGAGUCAAACGGAAGGGGCAACAUAGUAAACAUUAAUAUUAAAACCAGCAGCGAAAGCAUUGCAAGUAACCCAGAAGAUAUCCCACUUCGAACUCUACCGGAGGUUACCAACCUCAGAGAAACCGGAGAAGUUCGCAGAUCAACAAGAAGUAGAUCUGCAAAAUCACAUUUCUAAAUCCAAUUAAAGUGUAAAUUGUGCAGUCACAUUUCUAAAUUCAAUUAAAAUGUAAAUUGAAUUUUUUCCUGAGGGGGAGGUGUUGUAUAUGGGUCUACAAGUGAUGUAUUGCAUAUAAUGAUGAUAUAAAAUUACCUGUAGAAAUAGGUACAAAUACCAAGGUAUUGCAUAUAAUUGGAUUAUUUUAACAGAAUAUAUGUAUAAGCUGUGUAAGCUGUAUUCUUCCACAAAGUGUUGUCAGCCGGCCGGAUAUCAAUUGAACUUGUGACCCGAGACACUACGUCACAUUUGGAGUGAGGGCCCGCACAGCGCUGGGAAUAAUACAGCAGCCGAGAUUGAAGUUCAAGUGACUACUUUUGUAACCAUAUUUGGGCAUAAUCCGGGACUCAGUCUUUAAUUGUAGUAUAAAACCCCAAGGACUGACGCCCCAAGUGCUUUUAGAUCAUUCAACUAGCUGAGACUACUUGUAUGUCAGUCUAAUAGUCGGUAC
This is a messenger RNA of Cryptotermes secundus, 2614 nucleotides long. RefSeq lists its product as uncharacterized. The coding region runs from base 82 to 2124 and encodes 680 amino acids. The record is from RefSeq and is a predicted model, not a curated record. Lineage: Eukaryota; Metazoa; Arthropoda; Insecta; Blattodea; Kalotermitidae. The transcript has 2 exons.